AUGGCUGGCGAUGAUUCUUUUGAAGCUGCUCUUUACACCGCCAUCAAUUCCGACAUUGAAGCUGCUCUUCAGAAAGAAAAAAAUAGAGCGUCUUCGGUGAGGAUCAAUGCAGAUAUUCUAAGAAUAAAGGCUAGAUUAAUUGAGGAUGUUCCCAAAUUGCAAAGAUUGGCUGUGAAGAAGGUUAAAGGGCUUUCAAGCAAAGAAUUUGUUGUAUGUAAUGAUUUGGUACUUGCACUGCCCAAUAGGAUAACUGCAAUUUCAGAUGGUGCAGCAGCUACACCCAAACAAUCUGGUGGAUGGGGAGGUUCAGGUUCUCGUGCAGAAAUUAAAUUUGAUUUAGGUUAUAAAGUUGCAUUCGUUCCAAAGGCUUUUCCCCUCCACGCUAAUCAUUUAUCCGCUUCAAUGUUAUACAAUUCCUUUAUUGUGAUGAUACGUUUAUCAUUUCUUUCUAUAUUUGGAAUGGAUACAAAAUGGACAAUUUGAUGAUGAUUACUUUCAACAAACUGAAGAAUCAAGUCAAUUCCAACAAGAAUAUGAAUUUUGCAAAAUGUAACAUGCAUGUAUUUUUUUGGAAUAUUUCAUUAAGGUCUUGUUCAUGAUUCAU
This is a messenger RNA of Solanum stenotomum, 604 nucleotides long. Its product is annotated as syntaxin-71-like. The coding region runs from base 1 to 483 and encodes 160 amino acids. The transcript is spliced from 4 exons. The record is from RefSeq and is a predicted model, not a curated record. Lineage: Eukaryota; Viridiplantae; Streptophyta; Magnoliopsida; Solanales; Solanaceae.